Molecule: messenger RNA, 2517 nt
Organism: Phanerochaete carnosa HHB-10118-sp
Lineage: Eukaryota; Fungi; Basidiomycota; Agaricomycetes; Polyporales; Phanerochaetaceae
Exons: 1
Coding region: 63-2366 (767 amino acids)
Molecular function (GO): protein binding
Source: RefSeq, a predicted model, not a curated record
AGUGCUCAAAGGCUUGAUUUUGUCAGACAUAUUGUCAGAUUUUUUUUUUCUGCUGUAGAAUCAUGCUAUUGCGGUGCAUAGCACAAAAACUCCAUCCUCGCCUUGCUGCAGGCUACUCUCCUCUAUUGUCAUCAACGGUCUGCUUGCUGUCCACUAGGACUCCAGCAAACUUGAAACUCAGGCUUUUUCGACAUCAGUUGCGUCUCGAGCACACCACGGUACCUGGCGCAGGAAGUCCCACCGUCGACCUUCCCGAUGUCGCGUACUACCAAGCUGCCCCAGGACUCUCUUUGGGCUUCCUACGAACAGAUGGCAGUACAACAGUCCCUCCCGCUAACGAACUCGACGCCGCCAAUCAAAGAUUACAUCGAAUGCACGAAGUGCACCAAGAAAUAGUGACGGCUCUCAAACGGGGCGACGUAGAUCUUGUCUCUAAUCUCUGGCCGGCUCUGUGGCGGCUCCGCCCCCUCCACUUCAUGAACCGUGACUGUGUUCUCGAAUACUCGGAUCUCAUUGCGGGCCUUCAAACUAGCAACGAUUCUUCCGAGUACACGGGGCUCGCCGCCAUCGACGAACUAGCAGCCUUUGCGGCUGCAAAGGACUUUAGCGCUUGUGCAGGUUUUUGGGCGCGCAUGCAUCACUACCUAUUGAAGAGAAACCCUGACGCAACUCUGUCUCUUUUCAACCAUGUUGAUGCACUACUAGCGGAACGCUCUGAGUACGUCACGAGUUUUCAAGGGCGUGGCCUUGGAGAAACAUACAAUCGUUACGUUUGGGCAACUGGGAUGCGAGCGUUGCAUCAUCACCUUACCAUCUGUUAUUUCCUAUCUGCACACGCCAUGAAGGACUCGAUAUCUCCUGUAAUAAAGGCCUUCUCGCAGAAUCCUCGCAUUCGCAUGACAUAUACCACGAUGACCAUGUCCAUACCGACUAUUGCAAACGACUUAGCUCUACGCGACAAAACGCUAGAAUUCGCCUCCCGCGCCAACAUCGCAAGGAUUUAUUCCCUUCCCCUCAAAAGCUUUCGUAGGCAUGUCGAACAAAUGAAGAGCGACUCUCCUUCAUUCUUGUAUGCAUGCAACAAUGUACUCAGGGAGUGCCUGCGGGACGACACCUUCCUCUUCUUCAGGGAAUCUGAACCGCCCAGCUCUGAUCAGGUUUACGUCGUGAUGGAAGAGGAACACUGGGCCAUACUCAUUGGGGAGCUUACACGCACCCGCCAAUUCGAUGCCGCAAAACACAUCUGGGAUGGUGUGAGCAAGCUUGUCUCACCUAUGCCAAUGUGCAUCUGGGCAGCCGCUAUCGACGGAUUCGCCUUCGCGAAACGAUUCGACCGUGCUCAAGCGACGUGGGAUAUACUGCGCUCCGUAGAGCCUACUCCAGGCGCGGUGGCCUACGCUGCCUACAUCAGCUCUUUGUUCAGCGAGGGACGCAUGCAAGACGCUAUGGCCCUCUUCGACGCUUUUCAAAAGCUCGUCGGUAAAACGUCAUUUCCCGCCGAUGAUCCUGCGGUGCUGUCCGUAUACGAUACCGUACUGAAGUUGCUUUUACGCCUAUCGCAGACCGACAAAGCGCGGAAAAUCCUCGAUCGCAUGAAGGCCAAAGGCCCACGUCCCGGCGUCGCCUCGUUCAAUACAUUCCUCAGGCACUACGCGCAGAAGCGAGACACGAAGGGUAUCAAGGCCAUUUUCCAGGAGAUGAGUGUAUCGGGAGUGGUCGCCGACACAUACACAGUCUCAGUCCUCCUGACGGCUCUCUUCCCGGUGCGCACGGACGCCACCCAGCUUGUCUUCGCGCUCACGCGCCAGAACGGUACAGAAAUUGAUCAUAAUGUCUGUGUCCCGCUGCUCGAACACCUCAGUGCAGCCCAGGACGACGACGCGUUCUCCGCGGCAAUCGAUGUCCUCAGCUACAUGGAAGCGGACCCGUCCAGCAAGCUCCGCCCGACAGAGCUCGCCUACGUUACCGUUCUGUGCGGCGUCGAACGCAGGUCGUGGACAGACCCGGCGCUGGCGCGCAGCUUCCGGAAAACGGUGCUGGACAAGUUCAAAGCGUCCGGCCGCUCCUUGACAGCCCGCUCGUACGUGAUGCAACGGGUCGUCAGGGCCUGUCUCGAGAAUCCUCACCCUUUGGGAGCGCGCCAGGCGUUCGCGUACUACAACGCGUACAGGCGCACUCGGCAGGACAUCAACCCAGUGGUUUAUACAGCUCUGCUUAGGGGAUUGAGGAGGAGAUGCGAGUGGGAGAUAGCGGACAAAGCAGUGGCGGACGCAGGGGAUUAUGUGGUGCACCCGGCCUGUCGUACCGAGAUCGACUGCGUUAAGCAUCGCAUACCUCUACAAGAAAACGCUCAGGCAGAGUUCUAAACAUGCAUCAAUGGAUAUUCUGCGUGGACAGCCGUUCUCACGUCGUAACUACGUGCAAUAGGUUACUGAGUUGGAUGCUUGCACCAGGAACUUCUGGAAGAGACAGGCCCAGCUUACGGGAUAGCUUUACCGACCCAACCUACAUACACGC